AUGCAGCUGAUGCAUAAUUUUGGAGAUCUUAGACAUGCUUUGCAAAGACAGGAAUGGCUGCAACUUCAGCUCCACAACAUGUACACUGCGUCAAUGAGCACACCGCAGGAAUCUACCCCCAAGGUGGCAGAAAACAGACAACAGAAGCCAUUAAAAAAAGAGAACAGACCGAAACACUUCUCCCAGCAAAACCAACAUAUAAAUCCAAAGAAGUCUCACCGACACAAUGUAAAACUCAACGUAGACAAAGUUUUAAAGCCAGAUAUCCCGUGA
Molecule: messenger RNA, 273 nt
Organism: Pelobates cultripes (western spadefoot toad)
Lineage: Eukaryota; Metazoa; Chordata; Amphibia; Anura; Pelobatidae
Source: the annotation of a GenBank genome assembly